Molecule: messenger RNA, 1653 nt
Organism: Punica granatum (pomegranate)
Lineage: Eukaryota; Viridiplantae; Streptophyta; Magnoliopsida; Myrtales; Lythraceae
Source: RefSeq, a predicted model, not a curated record
UAAGGGUAAAACUCAACCACCAUUAGAAGAAGAAGAAGAAGAAGAAGAAGAAGAAGAAGAAGAAGAAGAAACGGAAGAAGCGGUAGAGAAGAGCAAUGGCAGCCAAGACUCCAACCAUUCCCCUCCUCACUCCCCACAAGAUGGGAAAGUUCGAUCUCUCCCACAGGUGUCUACUAAUUGCUUUGAUAUGGCUCGGAGGAACUUCCAUUUGAUUAGGACCUUAGCACAUCUGGGUUCGCGUUGACCCCGACGGGGUUUGUGACUGAGUACUCAGACGGGCAGGCAAAUCCCCGUGCGGAUCAUCUGCAUAUUGCUUGAAAUGGUUGCGACUGAGUUACGAAGAAUGUCGAGAAGGUAGUCCUAGCUCCAUUAACAAGAUGCAGAUCUUAUGGCAAUGUUCCCCAGCCGCAUGCCAUUCUUUACUAUACACAGCGGGCGACUCCCGGCAGUCUCCUCAUCACCGAAGCUACUGUCAUUUCCGAAUCUGCUCGGGGGUAACUCAAUUUACAACUUCAGUUCGUGCUCUAGUCAAUCAAGAAGCAACACCACUGCAAUAAGAGGAUCGUUAUACAUGAAUAAUUAUGGAUCGAAUUAGGUUUCCAGAUACUACGGGGAUUUGGACAAGAGAGCAGAUUGAAGCUUGGAAGCCAAUUGUGGAUGCCGUUCACAAUAAGAGCGGUGUUUUCUUCUGCCAAAUUUGGCACGUUGGUCGCGCCUCAGCAACCGUGCAGCAAAAUGGAGAGCCACCGGUAUCAUCCACAGACAAAGGAAUCACACCUGGGCUCGAUGGAGUGGAUUGGCCACGGCCACGGCCCCUCCGAGCCGAUGAGAUCCCUCUCGUCAUCAACGAAUUCAGAGUCGCUGCUCGCAAUGCCAUUGAAGCCGGGUUCGAUGGGGUUGAGAUCCAUGGGGCGAAUGGAUUCCUGAUUGACCAGUUCAUAAAGGACUCGGUGAAUGACCGGACCGAUGAGUACGGCGGGAGCCUGGAGAACCGGUGCCGGUUUGCCCUGGAGGUUGUGGAAGCCGUGGCCAAUGAGAUCGGGCCUGACCGUGUCGGGAUAAGGCUCUCACCCUUUGCAGACUACAUGGAAACGGGAGAAUCGAACCCGGAAGCCCUCGGCCUCUACCUGGCCAAUGCGCUCAACAAGUACGGGAUUCUCUACCUCCAUGUGAUCGAGCCGAGGAUGAUCAAGGCGUGGGACAAGUAUGUGACUCCUCACAGUCUCCUCCCAAUGAGGAAGGCUUUCAAAGGAACUUUCAUAGCUGCUGGCGGAUACCAGAAGGACGACGGGAAUGAGGCAGUUGCUGAGAAUUAUACGGACUUGGUCGCCUACGGGAGACUGUUCCUAGCUAAUCCUGAUCUACCGAAACGAUUCGAGCUCGACGCUCCACUCAAUAAGUACAACAGAGACACGUUCUACAUCCCGGACCCUGUGGUUGGCUACACUGACUACCCGUUCCUAGAUGAUUCAGCUUGAGCUACAUAUCCGUGGGUGUCUACGGGUAGGGAGAUCUUUUCAUCGUUUCUCAAUCUCUCGAUUCUGGACUUGGUUCCUCAGAAGCUUGCAGAUGGUCCUGGCAAUUGUAUCAGUAGUUUGAACUGAUUGAAUGUUCUGAUGGAGCAUUUGUUAAAUCAAAGAAGUUAAUUGCAUC